Messenger RNA from Bufo bufo (common toad), 3847 nucleotides. It is a transcript of the gene DIS3L, whose product is annotated as DIS3 like exosome 3'-5' exoribonuclease. Gene Ontology annotation, molecular function: RNA binding; 3'-5'-RNA exonuclease activity. The coding region runs from base 86 to 3208 and encodes 1040 amino acids. Gene Ontology annotation, biological process: rRNA catabolic process. NCBI's taxonomy places the organism in Eukaryota, Metazoa, Chordata, Amphibia, Anura, Bufonidae. The record is from RefSeq and is a predicted model, not a curated record. The transcript is spliced from 17 exons. Gene Ontology annotation, cellular component: cytoplasmic exosome (RNase complex).
UAUCUUGUUGUAGGAAGAAGACUAACCUUCCUGGGCUUGGAGAAGCAGGAAAGGCCGCGGCUCGGGCCUGAGCUAGGCCGCAGCCAUGCUGAAGACAGAGCGGAUACUCCACUUGAAGACGCAGCGGGGCCGGACGCUGCGGGCCGUGCGGGAACAUUACCUGAGGGAAGACGUCAGCUGCGGCAGUGCACUGUGCCGAACCUGCGCCAGGGAUGGGAAACUUUUGUCUGAAGAUCUUACGCACUAUGUUGUCCCUGACUGUCAAGUGCUCCAAGAUUAUCAGGAGGUGCUGGAGUUUACGGAGUUAGGAGGCAUCAUCUUUAUGCAGACGGCAUGCCAGGCUGUUCAGCAUCGGCGAGGACGCAGGCAGUAUAAGAAGCUACGUUCUAUGCUUUGUGAUGCUCGGCGAGACUGUGUCUUUUUUCCGAAUGAAUUCCAGCAUUACGCUUAUCUUCCUCGCGAGAAGGGAGAGUGUGUGGAAGACUGGCAGACAAGAUGUAUAUACAACUCUUGUGUUUGGUACUAUCAGCACUGCCAUGGCAUGGUGCCUGUCAUCAUGGUGACGGAGAGGGAAGAUGUCAUCAGAAGAUACAACAAUGAAACCCAGGGCGUAUAUGUUUUAUCAUUUAAGAAUUACUUGGAAACUUUCUGGCCAACUCUGACAGGUGCCCAGGAACUAUACGAGUCAGUUCGGCAGGCCCUCUGUGAACGUGAUACUGAUAGUCGGGAGAGUAAUGGUAAGGAGUACCAGGAACAUCUUCCACUGGAAGUUCUGGAAGCGGGCAUAAAGUCUGGAAGAUAUAAGCAGGGUGUGCUCAGUGUUAACAAGCAUCGUUCCCAGUUGGAAGCAUUUGUAAGGCUCCAAGGCUUGACUGGAAAAGAUACAGACCUACAGAGUGAUAUUCUGAUCCAUGGUACUAAGGCCCGGAACAGAGCAAUCCAUGGAGACCUGGUGGCUGUGGAAGUUCUUCCUAAAUGUGACUGGAAGGGGAGAAUUGGAGCGCUGUGUGAGAACGAGGCAGAUGAGAGAGCCGUGGAUACACAGAGCGAGGUUAUGAUGACUGGUCGUGUUGUGGGGGUGCUACAACGGAAUUGGAGGGAUUAUGUGGUUACGUUGCCGUCUAAGGAAGAGAGACAAACUCAGGGAAAAAAUGCACAGAAAGUUCUUGUGACUCCUUGGGACUAUAGAAUCCCCAAAAUCCGGAUCAGCACCCAGCAAUCGGAGACUCUGCAGGAUUAUAGGGUAAUAGUGAGGAUAGAUUCCUGGGAAUCCACCUCUCUCUAUCCAAACGGACACUUUGUGCGAGCGCUGGGGCGUAUCGGUGACCUGGAAGCAGAAAUCGCAUCUAUUUUAGUGGAAAACAGUAUUAGCACAAACCCUUUCUCCGAAGCCCAGCUUGCAGAAAUGCCAACUAACAGCCCAGAGAACCCAUGGCGGGUUGCCCCAGAAGAAUGUGAUCGACGGGACUUGAGGGAGACUCAUUUGAUACUCAGCAUUGACCCAGAGGGCUGUGAAGAUGUGGAUGAUGCACUCUCCAUUCGGGCUCUAAGGAGUGGCCAUUUAGAGCUUGGUGUCCACAUUGCAGAUGUCACACACUUUGUGAAACCAAACUCUUACACGGACAUGGAAGCCAAAGUAAGGGCUACCACUUACUACCUUGCUGACCGUCGCUACGACAUGCUGCCUCAUAUCCUCAGUGCAGAUCUGUGCUCCUUGCUUGGGGGUGUGGACAGGUAUGCAGUGAGUGUAAUGUGGGAGUUGGACAGCACAACGUAUGAAAUUCGCAGAGUCUGGUAUGGACGCACCAUCAUCCGCUCUUCCUACAAGCUGAGUUAUGAGGUGGCUCAACAGCUGCUGGAUGGAGAUCUUGAGCCACUUGGCACUGAGCCUGAGCUAAAGCCUCUAUUACAGGACUCUGCUCAACUGGAUCGCCUCCUAUGGGCAAUACGUAAACUGACUGAGGUCGCCCAAGCUGUCAGGUCACGGAGAGAUAUGCAUGGCGCACUGGAGUUGGAAGGGGUGGAAAUACGGGUUCAGUUGGGGGAGGAACACAGCAUUGAUGACUUGGUUCCUAAGCAGCCCUUGCAGGUUCAUGAGACUAUAGCAGAAUGUAUGAUUCUAGCUAAUCACUGGGUUGCCAAAAAGAUUUGCGAGAGCUACCCUCAGCAGGCAUUACUCCGACUUCACCCACCUCCACGACAGGAGUUUUUCAAAGAGCUGAAAGAGACUGCUCACGCAAAAGGAUUUUCCAUUGAUACACGCACAAACAAGACUUUGGCUGAUUCUUUGGAGAAAGCCAAUGACCCAUCUGACCCUUUAGUGAACCGGUUACUGCGAGCGAUGGCGACUCAGGCCAUGUCCAACGCGCAGUAUUUCUCUACAGGCUCAUGCACAGAGGAUGAAUUCUAUCACUAUGGAUUGGCUCUUGAUAAAUACACACACUUCACUUCCCCGAUCCGUCGCUAUGCUGAUAUAAUAGUGCAUCGGCUUCUCCUGGCUGCUAUCAACAAUGGUCUAAGAGAACAUCUUCUUGGAAACAAGGACUUGGAGGAGCUGUGCCGUCAUAUAAAUAAUCGCAACCGGGCUGCCCAGCAUUGCCAGAAACAGUCUACAGAGCUCUUCCAGUGCAUGUUCUUCAGAGAUAAAGACCCGGAGAGUGACCAGCGCUGCAUAUGUGAUGCCAUAAUAUACUCCAUCCGCACCAACGGAGUCUUACUGUUCAUACCCAGGUAUGGCAUUAAAGGACCCGCAUACCUUAAGAACAUGGAAGGCCUCGUUUUAUCAUUUGCUGAGGAUUGUUGUAAAUGGACGACUGGAUCCUUGCAGCGUCUCCCUGACCGAAUCACAGUAAUAACAGAGGGAGCAAAGGAAACCUCAUUCUGUCUAUUUGACCAUGUGACUGUGAGAAUUCGGAUACAGACGUCCCGCUUUCAUACAGACAACAUUCGCCUGGAGAUAGUCAGUAACAAACCCCAUGUGUCUCAGGAAGAACAGCCCUCCGUAGCUAGCGCUAACCAUGCCAAAAAUGAUCUAGUCAGAGAGGUUACUCGUACAGCAAUAGAGGCUCAGCUGGCAAAGGAAGAGGAGGCUGCAGAGAACAGAGCUGGCAGGAAACACCAGGAGUACCAGCAAACGCAGGGACGCAGCCUGUACACACUGCUGCAGGAAAUUCAUGAGCUGGCGCUUCUUGAUGUGUCCGGACAGUAAUCUUUGUCACUAUCCCAUUAAAUAGAGGAAUGUCACAUCCUCUGUACUUUCACUGCCUGAGGACAAAUGUACAAUGGAUUAGUAACCUGAAACAUUUUAUCAAAAUGUAGGCAGUUUUUAAAAAUAUCUUAGGUGGGAAAGUCUUAAGCUGCCCGAACACCUUCAAUAGCUGUCGUACAACAGCUUUCUCUCCAGACUCCCCACCUGGCAUGUAUGUGUUUUCAGUGGGGGAGAGAGGAGAAAGCCACUGCCAGGCACAUCUGGCAGCAGGUUACUUACUGGGAGAACAAAAGGAUCGGACUUUGAAAUUCAGCGCCUUUUCUUCCCCGACAUCAUCGGUCAGGAAAGAGCACAUUAGAUUGUUGUCCCGCCCUUGGGUUGGGCGUCAAUAGACUAAUGUGUAUGGGGGGCCUUUAGUGCGGCAGCUUUCUGGUUUUUAGAAUUUUAAUUUUAUUUUUAUUUUAAUCUAAAGCAGGACUGACUGUUUAUAGCCUUUGUAUCCUCAGGGCUUGAAUGUCUCCUACCUAUUUCGUGGGCUCUGAUAUCCGAUAAACUUAAUCGGAGUUUUACCACAUUUGCUAUGUACACUGUUUUACUGUUUCUUAAAAGUACAGUCUAUUUUUCUAUUUAAAAUAAAUA